Symbiodinium sp. CCMP2592 is the source of this 2073-nucleotide messenger RNA. The record is from the annotation of a GenBank genome assembly. Lineage: Eukaryota; Dinophyceae; Suessiales; Symbiodiniaceae.
AUGUUCCGUGUUCGUAGAAAAGCCUCCUGGCAGGCUGACGAGGCCGAGCGCCGCCGGAGCGCUGACCAGUCUUUCCUGCUGCUGGAGGAGCGCGGAAAGAUGAUCAUCUCGCAAGAAGAGAUAGAGGCCGAGCCUAUGUCCGCAGAGGAGGCAUCUGCGACCAGCAGCAGCAUCGAGGCCGCUGCGCUGAGGCCAUCCUUGGAGGAGCGCAUCGAGUACAACCCUCUCAAGGUGAAGCUGUUGGCGCGGAGCCAGGCUAUCGCGGCGAACUGCCGCCAGAGGGCUCACACUGCCUUCCUGCUGCUGGAGGACAUGGCACCCGUGGCGAGGACAAGGUCUCGCGGACGGUCUGCUUCGCCUUCAGCAGCGUGGCGGUGCAUCCCAUCGCCUUUGUUGGCGGAUGGCGACCGCCAGAGCCUGGGCGACUCCGCCUGGAUCACCCAGGAUUUGCUCGUAAACGUUUGGCUGACAUACUGCAUUGCCUUUCUCGUGUCUUUGACAACGUUUGCGCCAGGCCGACGAAUUCCGCAGCCGCGGGAGGUCGUCGUGCCGGGGUGGCACGAGGCAGAAGGCUCGCAGGGCUGUGUGCAUUCGCGACGUUUUGUGGAAGACGAUCGUCAGACCAGCGAAAAACACCUGGAUAUCUUGGAUACUUCCGAUGGUCGUGAGCUUGUGACACCCACGGCUCCACCACAGCAGCCACCCAAUGAAGAGGAACUGACGAAAAACAAGACUCAGGCUCAGGAGAAGGAGGAAGAAAAAAAGGUGGAGGAGGGAUCAGCUUCGAGCUGCACGAGUGAUGCGAAGACGAAGGUUUCCGAAGCAGCAGAUAAGCAGGAGGCAAGUCCGAUCCGAAAUCGCACCGAUCACGGCCCGAUCUUACAUCCUCCUUCAUAUACACUUGUUGUGUACAGCUUUCGGCUAGCGAUGCCGCUGAUCACUGUUUCGGUGAUGGUUCACUUGCUCCUCUUUGGCAUGUCAGCAUCCGAUGAGUUGUCGAGCUGCGUGGGUUGCAUCCAUGACGAGAACAUGCUGUUGCAAGCAGUGAAAGCACAACAUCGCUGGCGCCGUCGUCGAUGGGCUCCCUGGCGCUUCGGCCGCUACGGCCGCCAUUAUGGCCGCUACUAUGGCCACUAUUACGGCCCGAAGACUACCACGGAGAGGACCACUUCCGCAAGCCCGACCACCACCACUACCAGUAGCACCAACGCCAUCGUGUGUACUGGUGGCAAUGCUAAUGAAGGGCAAGGCCAGGAGCUUCGCGCUAAUCCCAACCCUGCCCAAAACAUCAUCACGAUCAAUUCAAGUGUGACGAGCCCGGAAUGUCAGUGCGUGGGGGGCACAAGCGGUGAUACUCUUGUACCCGGCUACUUGUCCAUUGUGGCUGGCCCCCUUUCGGAUUUUGAUGAGGUCCGCUUCAUCUCCGUCACCAGCCCUAACGGGACGGAGAUGAACUUGACAACAAUACUUGCCACCGACAGGACCCGUCCAUUCAAUGUUGCCGGCACGGUGGCCUUCAACGGAUUCUCAGCCAUUGGCGGUUGGGUUAUCAAGUUGCUGGAUGGCAGUGGCAACCUUGCCACCUCAAAGGCUUCUGUGGCGAUUCUGAGGUUUGGUCUACAGCCUUGCGAUCGAAUCAAGCCGGCGGCUGAUUGCUUCGGCAACAUGUUUAGUGGAAAAUUCGCGUUCUUUUACAAUCAGUCUCUAGUGGGCACCACUCUUUCGGCUACCGAGACGGCUGUGCAAUUUCAUGCGGACCUGCCGGCCGCAUGUUGUGUCGCUGCAGUCUCCCCGUUCAUGCAGUUACAGUUCAGCAACAGUCCACCGAUUAGUGGCAUCGUGAGUGCUGAUGGUCGCAGCCCAGACCCAGAUGGCGCAAAUCUUACCAUGACUGGAGAAGUCCAGGCCGAGAGUGGUCUUCGCACUGUGAAUUUGCCUACUCAGCCGCCCGUUGCUGGUAGUGUGGCAACCGGACUAUGGAAUUUCAACAUCUCCACGGCUGGUUUUGAAGCAGUCAUCGGCAACACUCUGCGAGACCCUCUGCUCAUCAUCAUUCUGGAGCCUUGCUCAUAG